Molecule: messenger RNA, 1551 nt
Organism: Helobdella robusta
Lineage: Eukaryota; Metazoa; Annelida; Clitellata; Rhynchobdellida; Glossiphoniidae
Exons: 2
Coding region: 1-1551 (516 amino acids)
Molecular function (GO): catalytic activity
Source: RefSeq, a predicted model, not a curated record
AUGUCUGAUUCAAUUUUGUCAAUAAACGUUAAUCCAAGUAAGCAUUGCAAAAUUUUUAUCAAUGAUGAAAACUCUCAGCAAAAUAUUGCCAACAUAUGUAAGAUUUAUGAUGUAAAUGAUUUUAACUCUGAAAUGAAAAUAAUUAAAAAUCAAUUUAAUCAAAAUUUAUUCAAUAUUCUACAUAUAAACGUAAGAAGUUUGUUGAACAAAUCUGAUGACAUUUAUGAUUUCUUGCGAGAAUUGAAUUUUGAGAUUGAUGUUCUCGCAAUUUCUGAAAGUUGGCUCAAUGACAGCAACGAAAAUUUGAUUAACAUUAACGGAUAUGUCUUUAAAGGUAAGCACCGAAAAAUAAAACACGGUGGAGGAGUCGGCUUUUACAUAAAAAACAAUUUAGAUUACAAAAUCCGAGACGGCAUAACAAGUAUAAAAAAUGAAUUCGAAUUUCUCGUUCUAGAAAUAAUAAACAGACCUAUCACAAAAAAUGUUUUAAUCAUUGUGACAUACCGACCACCAACUUAUGAUGUCAAUUCGUUCAUCGAAUGUUUAGAUGAUAUUUUGCUGGUUGCAAAUCAUGAAAACAAAUUAAUAAUAGUUGCAGGUGAUUUCAACAUUGACCUGUCAGAAAGUAACAACAAAAACAAUAAGUUCAAUUUUUUGCAACUUAUGAACAGUUACAGUUUACAACAAACAAUAACAAUUCCGACAAGAGUAGAAUGUAAUCGACAAUCUAUUAUUGACAACAUCUUCACAAACAUUCCUGAAAACAUCUUGGUUUCCGGCGUUAUUUCUCACUGUCUUUCCGACCACCAGCCAGUUUUUUCAUCAAUCAAUCUUUCAAAAAAAAUGUUUAUGUUUCCUGAAAAAAGAAAUGCUCCAUCAGUAAAAUUUUCUUAUUCAACAAACAGAAUCAACAAUCUAAAUCAACGUCUCAGUCAGGUGAACUGGCAAGUCGUAUAUGAGAGCGCAAAUAUUGAAGAGGCAUUCCAAACUUUUAUAACUAUUUUCCAGGAAUCUAAUUCAGCUACACUCUGGUCAGAUGUAGUUCAAUCUCCAUUAGAAGACAACCCUUUGCCAUUCAGUAUUGUUGCUCGUAACAAAAAAAGACCAAGACUUAACAAUUCACCUGAAACCAAUCAACCUAAUCCUGCAAUAACUAGCAACAAAUUGGAAUCAUCAAAAUUACCAACUAAAAUAGUUGGCGCUAAAAAAAACGAUAAUAAUAAACUCAGUGCUGAUAAAAAAUUGAUCAAAAAAUCUGUAUUUGCCAUGAGCAACAUCAAAAAAUGCAGCAGAAGUAAUGUGAUUGACUACCUAUCGGAGGUGGGUAUUCAGGUAAUUUCGUGCUAUCCAGUGCAGAAGCGCUCUCUGGCUCCGUCAGGUACUCUGCCUCGUAAUGAAGACGAAGACUCAACAAUGUUCAGAGUAUGCAUCAACGCCAGUGAUACUUCUAAAAUUCAAGAUCCUGACAAUUUGCCAGAAAACGUAAUCAUCCGUGAAUGGCGGUUCCUCAACAGUAAAUCUGGCCAUACUACAUCAACUAACAAUGGCUAA